ACAGGCCACAAACUAACCUUAAAUUUAAGGUAACAAUAAACUAUCAGCAGCAGCGAUGGACAUGUAACAUGCACACACAUAGUACUACUUUUCAUUUCAUUGCCAGAAUGAUUAAGAUAUCAAACUUUGUGUUGCUACCACGUACAAUGCAACGUUAGUGGCGGUGUGCAUAAAAUUGACCAUUGUUCUUCAUGACAUUGUUUACGCUGCUGUUCCUGCUUCCUCACUGAGUGAAGAAAAAGGACGUUACAAAAGCGCACACGAUUUUUCAAGAGCCAAACAGAGUGCCCUAAAUUCAAGCGCAACGAGUCAAACAAACAAAGAGAGAAGAAGAAGAAGCAAACUUUUCCUUUGGGCAAUUCUCGUCUUCGGUGAUUCCUAUGGUUUCUUCAUUGAAUUCGGUUUAGCGUGACUUUUUCUUCAAAUAAAGCCAUUGAACAUGUCUUCAGCAACCAAGGGUGAUAGGAAGACUGCACUUGAUGUGGCAUCAUGGAUGUUCAAUAUAGUCACAUCUGUGGGAAUAAUCCUUGUGAAUAAAGCCCUCAUGGCUACAUAUGGUUUCAGCUUUGCUACAACGUUAACUGGUCUGCAUUUUGCCACAACAACCUUGCUGACAGUCUUUCUUAAGUGGCUGGGAUAUGUCCAAACCUCUCACCUUCCCUUACCUGAUCUCAUCAAAUUUGUCUUAUUUGCAAAUUUCUCUAUUGUCGGCAUGAACGUGAGUUUGAUGUGGAAUUCUGUCGGUUUCUAUCAGAUUGCUAAGCUGAGUAUGAUUCCAGUAUCUUGUUUCCUGGAAGUUAUCUUGGAUAAUGUGCGAUAUUCAAGGGACACAAAACUUAGCAUUUCUCUAGUUCUCCUUGGGGUUGCUGUAUGUACAGUCACUGACGUGAGUGUCAAUGCUAAGGGUUUUAUAGCUGCUGCAGUGGCAGUUUGGAGCACCUCACUACAGCAGUAUUAUGUGCAUUUUCUUCAGAGGAAGUACUCUCUUGGAUCGUUUAACUUGUUGGGCCACACUGCACCAGUACAGGCAGCAAGUUUACUACUAGUAGGUCCCUUUUUGGACUAUUGGCUGACAAACAAACGAGUUGACGCCUACAACUAUGGUUUCACAUCUACUUUGUUCAUCAUUAUCUCUUGCACCAUCGCAGUAGGGACAAACCUCAGCCAGUUCAUCUGCAUUGGCAGGUUCACGGCUGUAUCUUUCCAAGUCCUUGGACACAUGAAGACUAUUCUGGUACUGGCCUUAGGAUUCGUUUUCUUCGGAAAAGAAGGCCUCAAUUUACAAGUGAUUCUGGGCAUGACCAUUGCCAUAGCGGGAAUGAUAUGGUAUGGCAAUGCAUCUUCUAAGCCAGGAGGGAAGGAACGUCUUAGCUUACCCAUUAACCAUACCACCAACAAGACACAAGAGUAUAAUGUACUGCCAGUGUCCUCUGAAACGGAUCAGGAAAUAUAGAAGUUGAUGUAAAUAAAGUGGUGCCCUCUAGGACACCUCAUUUGGACACUUCUCCUACCCGUAUGGAACACAACAUGCUUAGUCAAAUCUUCUUCUCUCUCUCUCUGCUUACUUACAGGGUUUGCAAAACAGAAAGCUUGUGUUCUCCGCAAUGAAAAAUGACUUAUUGUCUCAGUUUUUAGAAAAA
Glycine soja is the source of this 1640-nucleotide messenger RNA. RefSeq names its product UDP-rhamnose/UDP-galactose transporter 4-like. Gene Ontology annotation, cellular component: Golgi apparatus. NCBI's taxonomy places the organism in Eukaryota, Viridiplantae, Streptophyta, Magnoliopsida, Fabales, Fabaceae. The transcript is spliced from 7 exons. The record is from RefSeq and is a predicted model, not a curated record. The coding region runs from base 440 to 1453 and encodes 337 amino acids. Gene Ontology annotation, molecular function: antiporter activity; UDP-galactose transmembrane transporter activity.